UGAUUUCAACAAAGACGUAUCAAAUCCAAUAGUGAGAGAUUGGUCGUGUAUGGAGAUGGUUUGUUGGUUGGGCUUGCGUAGUGAUAACCUUGAGGAAAUGGUGGGGACAGUGAUGCCGUAUGUCCGUGGCAGUCUUCCUUUCAUAGGUGGGCUGGAAUGGACGAAUGCUAGACGUGUAUUUGGUGUGGCACACAUAAACAACAAUCAUUGGUGUUUCUAUCAGAUAUGCAUCCCCGAGCAGCGCAUUGUUGUUUACGACUCUCUGAACUAUGACUGGGAUACUGUAGCGGGGCAUUUUGACAAGGUCCGGACGAACUUACCCAUACUAUGCCGUUUGGGAAGAAUAUGGGAGAGGUGCAACUAUUCAAACGCCCUUAUGGAGAGCUGGGACGUCGUGAAGUUUGAGAAUCCACCACAACAAACAAAUCAUAGCGACUGUGGAAUCAUAGCAAUCAAAUUUAUGGAAUGUUGUGCUUAUGGUGUUCCCGUGGAUGGCAUAAAACCUGAACGUGGACCCAUUUUUCGACGCCGUUACGUGGUAAGGCUUUUUAAUUCUUCAUAUGAAGCAUGACUCCUACACAUGUUUGAGGGGCGGCAGACAUUGGAAGUGAAGGAAUAGGUAUCAAAGCAGGUUUUGUGGUUCUUCGAAGCAAAGUAGGCUGUUAUUUUUUGGGUACAUGCUUGUUCAUAACUCUCCUUUUGGUUUUGGACUAAUUCUUGUUAUUAGCGAAAACCUAAGUUAUGAGCUGAGCUCGUUCAUUGGGAUGUAAAUAUUGCAGCAAAAAGCAUUAGUAUUGCUUCCUUUGUUAUGGAAAUAGUAAACAAGUUUUAUAUAGUGCUCUAGU
This is a messenger RNA of Salvia miltiorrhiza (redroot sage), 845 nucleotides long. RefSeq lists its product as uncharacterized. NCBI's taxonomy places the organism in Eukaryota, Viridiplantae, Streptophyta, Magnoliopsida, Lamiales, Lamiaceae. Gene Ontology annotation, cellular component: nucleus. The record is from RefSeq and is a predicted model, not a curated record. The coding region runs from base 50 to 571 and encodes 173 amino acids. The transcript has 2 exons. Gene Ontology annotation, biological process: protein desumoylation. Gene Ontology annotation, molecular function: deSUMOylase activity.